CGCAAAUUCGAUGUUUUCAUUUUAUUUUGUACAUCGCUAGAAGGCAGUGUUGCUCGACUAUUUUCCCAAUAAGAGUGCGGUAACAGAAAACAAUGCAAAAGAAGCCGCUGAAUGCAAACACGCUGUUGGACAAACUGCACCGAGGCGCUGUCUAUGCCUGCAUCGGAGUUACCCUAUAUGGCACCUAUAUGCUAGGAAUGCGCUACUACCAUUACUACACUGUGAUACGGCCAGAGAAGCAGCAGGCGGAGCUGAAGCUCCUCGACGAAGGCGCCCACGACAAGGCCAAGGAGCUUAAAUACUAAAACCGCAUGUCCUCUAUAUAUAACUAUAGAUAUAUGCAUCGUUUUUUCUAAUUUGUAAUGUUUGUUAAGCGUAAUAAAUAGUUCCGA
Messenger RNA from Drosophila hydei, 392 nucleotides. RefSeq lists its product as uncharacterized. The coding region runs from base 93 to 305 and encodes 70 amino acids. Lineage: Eukaryota; Metazoa; Arthropoda; Insecta; Diptera; Drosophilidae. The transcript has a single exon. The record is from RefSeq and is a predicted model, not a curated record.